Molecule: messenger RNA, 3029 nt
Organism: Dicentrarchus labrax (European seabass)
Lineage: Eukaryota; Metazoa; Chordata; Actinopteri; Moronidae
Product: cytochrome P450 26B1
Exons: 11
Coding region: 280-1566 (428 amino acids)
Biological process (GO): sterol metabolic process
Molecular function (GO): heme binding; oxidoreductase activity, acting on paired donors, with incorporation or reduction of molecular oxygen; iron ion binding
Source: RefSeq, a predicted model, not a curated record
CACUCUCCGAUGCAGCGGGAUACAUUCAGUUACGUCAGAAAAAACAGUGCCAACAAUGAGAUAGCAGUAAUCUGACACACAGGUCGCUCCUGGAGCCAGUGGUAUUAAAAACAUUAGCAGGCGAUGACAGCAGGAUUUACUGUGAACCGGGACCGGGUCUUAAUAAAGUUUAGAGCCACUGUUGUUUAAGCGUACAGCCGUUAACAUCCUGAUUGAAUCCACCUUUCACCUAAAACAAACUCGGUGAAGUUCCGUUUCCUACGCAUACGUCGGCCCUGAAUGGCUAAACUACCAGGAAAUGCAGGUGUCUCGGUGCUCGGGGACAAGUCGUUGGAGUUUUACCGGGACCCGGUGGGCUUCUGCCGGCAGAGGGUCGAGAAACACCGGAGCAGAGUGUUUCAGUGCCGGCUGCUGAACAGACCGACCGCCUUCAUCUGCUCCGUGCAGGGGAUGAGAGAGCUGCUGUCUGAGAAGUCCAGCUUGUUUCUGAAGGAUCCAACUGACUUGAUGACCAACAUGUAUGGAGACACCGUUGUCACUGCUAAUGGUGAGGAGGCAUGUCUUCUCCGUCUGUCUCUCACCAGCCUGUUUGCAGGAAGUUGUUUGGAAUCAUCAAGUGAUUAUAUCACCAGUGUAUGUGAGCGCUGUCUGAAGGACCUUUCUCUUAGUGGCCAGCCAGCGUGUGUGUACUCUUCCUUUAAGCGUCUUGGGACAGAGUUGGUUUUGGGCCUGUUUCUGAACGUGCAAGCGGACGAGCAGCCUGAACUUUACCAGGAAAUCGUGCAGCUCUGCACCCAGCACUGGCAUGGUCUGAUCUCUGCUCCGGUGAAUGUGAAGGUUCCCCUGUGGUCGUCGGGUUUCUCCACCGCUCUGGAUGCCAGAGACAAACUGAUGGACAUCAUCAAAGAUAAACUGGAGAAUGACACGCAGGGUUUUGUCGGCCGUCUUGGCUCUCUGCCGCUGCCGGACUCCAACUCGGCCUCCCAGCAUCUCCUGCUGUUCAUCUCAGCUCUGAUCCCCAAAGCUCUGGCGUCACUGCUCACCUCCUUCACACUGGCACUCAGUGGAAACGAACAGGAGAAGACACGUCGGCGAGCAAUGGAAGACCCUGAUUACCUGCAUAGGGUACUGCUGGAGGUUCAGAGACUUUGGCCUCCUUUUAUUGGUGGACGCAGAAUAGCUGAUCAGGACGCCACCCUUGCAGGGCUUCAUGUCCCAAAGGGUUAUGGUGCGAUCUAUAUCAGCCACUCGGUCCACCGUGACCCAGAGGUGUUCCAGCAGCCGGACAGCUUCCUGCCGGAGAGAUGGAGCGGAAGGAAUGCAGGCCAGGAGCACUUCCUGUGUUCCUUCGGCAGCGGGCCCAGAAGCUGCAUCGGAAUUAAACUUACCAAUUUCUUCCUCAAGGAAGCGUGCAUGUACCUGUUAAAGCACUACAAUUGGAGUUUGGACCCUCCAUCGCAGGACCUUGAGUACAAAUGGCUGCCUGUGUCUCGCCCUGCCAACCCCCCCACCAUCUCCUUCACCCGACUGGAACAGACCAGAUCUGACACGAGCGACAAUGGCUAGGGAUGCACAGUAUGUUCAGUAAUGUACCUGCUGAUAAGAGACGGGGGGGAGACCAAAAACUGUAACUCUAGAGUGUGCAGAAGAAGCUAAUAUAUAUGUGAAAACACACACACACAGAGGGAAGCCGGCAAACGCGGAGGCUUUCCCCUGCUGCGUAUAAUACAGUAAUUGUCCUGGGGAAAGCCGAGGAGUGUGCUGGUUUCACUCUGUGUGUUCCUCUGCCAGAUAUUCUGCAGCUUUCCUGAUGAAUCUGCAACACAAGAAGACAAAAUAAAUGACUCAUUCUUUCAUUGUUGAAUCUGACACUGCUAGACAGCAUUUUUUGGCCUGUUUUUAAUGAGUCAUUUAUUACAGUUUAAAACAAAAUUCACCAUGGAGCUCUCACCGAACCCACCUUACACAUCAGACAUUGCUCUGAGGUUGAAUGUGAUACAUCUUCCUUUUUUCCAUAGCGCUUGUUGUGAACAUAAAUUGAAAUGACCUCUAAAAUGGCAGCUUUAUUGUGGUACAAACUGCAUUUUCCCCCCCACACUGCAGUAUCAAUAUUUAAACCAUAUAAAUCCAAGGGAACACACACACACACACACACGUGUGCACACAGAGGUAAGCCCUCAGAUUCCAUCACUAACUGCAAACCUGUCUCCCCUUCCCCCUCCACCACCUAGCAACCACCGCUGCUUAGCAACAGUUCGUCAUACCGACACUGACUUGCUUCCUUUUUAGUAUGCAAGUCUCACACACGCACACACACACACGCGCACACACACACACACACACACACACACACACACACACUAACCUGGCUAUUUUUGAAAGCAGUUGGCAGUGAUACGCACCCCGUCUGAAUCACAUGUAAAUUAUUCCAGAAGGCGUUUCAGAGUGCACAUCUAAAUUUUAAAUAACCUUAACAACCUGAAUGAUUUUUGGCACAUUAGUCAUAAACUAAACUAGACUUAUUCUGCUACAUUAAUAAGAAAUUACAUAUUAACAUCGUAUUUAUUAAUAUUCGAGAGUAAUACACUUUAUUUGCAUUAUAUUACAUUAUAUAUGUUUGCGUUUGCCUUUAAUAGUCAUUUAAGUGCUGUAAUUGUUAAAUGCUGUUUUUAUGUUGUCUUAUGGUUUGAGAAGUGUCUAACUGCAUGUAAUGUCAAUCAAAUGUAAUUUUUUUUUAAAACUGUACGACAUUUCAACUAUCAUGCUACAUUGUUAUUUUGUGAUCUGUGUGCAAUAUUUUAAACAUUUUAAGUUAAUUAUUUUCUAAUUCUUUCAUUUGUGCCUUUUUCUUUUGAAAUACUGGACACUUCUACCUCUUCAGGCUUCCAAAAGUCCUUCAAAUGACAAUAUGUAAGAAAGAAAAAUCCCUCACUGGUUGAACUGCUCACGAUUCAUGUGAAUAACCUGUAAUGAGGAGAUUAAUUUUAAGGUGUCACAAGCCAGUGAAAAUAAAGCAGUAAGUAAGUUCA